Rubroshorea leprosula is the source of this 2093-nucleotide messenger RNA. Lineage: Eukaryota; Viridiplantae; Streptophyta; Magnoliopsida; Malvales; Dipterocarpaceae. The record is from the annotation of a GenBank genome assembly.
CAUUUGAUCUGUUGGGUAGCUUCACUGAGGGAAGAGAAGAGCCAAAAAUGAGCUCAAAGAAACUUCAGAACCUUGGUUGGAGUUACAGAUCCCUAGAGGAAACUCUCAUCGAUUCCAUUGAAAGCUAUCGAACUGCUGGACUUGUGGACUGGCAAUGGCUUUAUGCACUCUUAUAUGUCAUUUCAAUUGAAGACUGGAUAAUUUUCACAAUAGAAGGUGCUGGAGGGUACCUUGCCUCUUGGGUCAUCAAGUUUCUCCUCUCUAGGGACUACGUUGUCCAUGGCACCGUCAGAGAAUCCGGAGACGACAAGAAUACCCAUCUGAAUGAACUUGAGAAAGCAUCUGAAAAUCUUAAACUUUUUAAGGCAGAGUUAAUGGAUUAUGAGUCCCUUCUUUCGGCCAUUGAAGGCUGCAGUGGUGUCUUCCAUGUUGCCUCCCCAGUGUUGAUGCCCUCCUCUUUUUCAAAUCCGGAGGCAACUGUAAAGGGCACCCUUAAUGUGCUUAAGGCAUGUCUUGAGGCCAAGGUUAGACGGGUUGUUGUUGUGUCCUCUCGAGCUGCCAUUUCAUUUAACCCUAAAUGGCCCAAGGGGAAAAUCAUGGAUGAGACUUGUUGGUCUAAUAAGGAAUACUGCAAAGCUGAGAAGUUAUGGUACAAACUUUCAAAGACAGAAUCCGAGAUUGAAGCUUUGAAGUUUGCCAAAAGCUCCGGGCUUGAUGUUGUGACAAUUUGUCCUUCCCUUAUUUUGGGGCCAAUGCUACAAUCUACCAUUAAUGCAAGCAGCUGGACUCUCAUUAACCUUUUGAAAGAGGAGCAUGAAUCAUUGGAAAACAAACUCUGGAACAUAGUAGAUGUGCGCGACGUGGCUGAUGCAUUGCUUCUGGCAUAUGAGAAGCCUGAGGCUGAAGGCAGAUACAUAUGCACAGCUGAUGCAAUCAAGUCCAGUGAUCUACUUGAUAAAUUAAGGACUCUGUAUCCUAACUGCAAUUAUCCUAAAAGAACUUCAAACUUGCUUGUCUUUCCUAGCAGAUUCACUGAAGGAGGAAAAGAUGAAUUGCUGAGUUCAGGAAAGCUGCAGAGACUUGGGUUCCUUGCUUCUUGGGUUGUCAAGCUUCUCCUCUCUAAAGACUACGCCGUCCACGGCACUGUCCGUCAGCCAGGAGAUGAAAAGUAUGCCCAUUUGAAUAAACUUGAGAAAGCAUCUGAGAACCUCAAGCUCUUCAAGGCUGACUUACUGGAUUAUGAUUCUCUUUAUUCAGCCAUUGAAGGCUGCAAUGGUGUUUUCCAUGUUGCCUCCCCUGUGCCAUUCACCACUGUUUCAAAUCCUGAGGUGGAAGUGAUUGAACCAGCUGUAAAGGGCACGCUUAAUGUACUUAAAGCAUGUCUUGAAGCGAAGAUUAAGCGAGUUGUCUUUGUCUCCUCUGGAGCUGCAGUUGCAUUGAAUCCUAGAUGGCCAAAGGAUCAAAUCAAGGAUGAAACUUGUUGGUCUGAUAAGGAAUACUGCAAAACAACAAAGAAUUGGUAUUGCUUUUCAAAAACGGAAGCAGAGAGUGAGGCUUUGGAGUUUGCCAAAAGCACUGGACUUGAUGUUAUAACUGUUUGUCCUACUCUUAUUUUGGGGCCAAUUCUACAGCCCACUAUCAAUGCAACCAGCAGGUUUCUCAUCAAGAUUUUGAAAGAGGGGUGUGCAUCAUUGGAAAACCGGAAUCUUAUGAUCGUAGACAUUCGAGAUGUGGCUGAUGCACUGAUUCUGGCAUACGAGAAGCCUGAGGCUGAAGGCAGAUACAUAUGCACAGCUCACCAAAUCAGAUUACGUGAUGUGGUUGAUAAAUUGCGUAGUCUGUAUCCUAACUACCAUUAUCCUAAAAGCUUCACUGUUGGAGAAGAAGGAAUGCUGAGUUCAGAGAAGUUGCAGAAACUUGGUUGGCAUUAUCGACCCGUGGAAGAAACUCUUGUUGAUUCCAUUGAGAGCUAUAAGAAAUCUGGAAUCUUGGAUUAGAUGGUCACCAUAGGAAGAAUGAUUGCUCAGAGUCUUUUAUUUGUCACAUUUGAAGGGUAUGAUGGACAAAACAGAGUAUAAACAGGAUAUUCUGUA